Molecule: messenger RNA, 696 nt
Organism: Stomoxys calcitrans (stable fly)
Lineage: Eukaryota; Metazoa; Arthropoda; Insecta; Diptera; Muscidae
Product: ras-related protein Rac1-like
Exons: 1
Coding region: 63-635 (190 amino acids)
Biological process (GO): small GTPase-mediated signal transduction
Molecular function (GO): GTP binding; GTPase activity
Source: RefSeq, a predicted model, not a curated record
UAUACUCUAAAGGCCACAGAGGACCUGGUGUUUUAAUUUCUACUCCGGUCUCUCCAUCGAUAAUGCCUCCCAUCAAGUGUGUCAUUUUGGGCAAUUGUGGUGUGGGUAAAAGUAGUCUCUUGCACAGUUACAUUAAUCGAGGUUUUACCGAACCUCCUCGUUUUUCUUGCGGCCCAUAUUUGACAAAAGUCACCGGCCCCGAUAGGGAACUUGUGGAUUUACUAAUUUUUGAUACUCUAAGCUCUAAGGACUGUGAUCGUAUUAAUCGUUUAAGCUACCGCCAUACUGAUGUCUUCCUGCUUUGCUUCAGUGUUGCCACACCGGAUGAUUUCUAUUAUGUUCGCCUGCGUUGGUUGCCCGAAGUCCGGGAUCAUUGUCCACCCUCAGUGCCCAUAGUGUUGGUGGGCACCAAGUUGGAGAUGCGUGAAAGUGACGAAUUCCCCCGUUUGGGUUGUAUUACCCAUGAUCAGGGUCUUAUGUUGGCCCAGGAAAUCGGCGCCUUGGAUUAUCGAGAAUGUUCAGCAAGACAAGGUAUAGGUAUUUCCGAGGUGUUUGAGAGUGUUGUGCAAUGUGGUCUAUAUUAUCGUUCAAUAAAUCGUAUACCCCGUAAGAAAAGAAAAUGUGUAGUUAUGUAGAUAGGUAUAUAACGAUGACAAUAAAAAAUAAUCGUUAUGUUUUAACGAAUUUAUUUAAUAA